This is a messenger RNA of Schistocerca gregaria, 1326 nucleotides long. RefSeq lists its product as uncharacterized. Gene Ontology annotation, biological process: double-strand break repair via homologous recombination; resolution of meiotic recombination intermediates. The record is from RefSeq and is a predicted model, not a curated record. The transcript is spliced from 2 exons. NCBI's taxonomy places the organism in Eukaryota, Metazoa, Arthropoda, Insecta, Orthoptera, Acrididae. Bases 56 to 1192 code for a protein of 378 amino acids. Gene Ontology annotation, cellular component: RecQ family helicase-topoisomerase III complex; nuclear body.
UCUCGGACUUGCCGCAAUGUAGAGAAGAAGGCGCGCAUUAGACUCUCGGCCCGCCAUGACCCUGAUUCGAGAUGUGCAGAACUUGCUGGAGCGAAAGCUCCACACCUCUCUCAGGCUGUCCUGGCUCGAAGCGCACCUUCUGCAAAAAAAUGGCUCGCUCGAAGUCGCCAACUCUUCUCUGAAUAGCCUUGCGAACGCCAUAGAAGAGGAGCUGCUAAACACGGACUUAGGACUGGCCUGUCUCAGGUCUCUGCCAGACAACGUCAGCCAGAUUGAGAGAGGCGUCGUCGGCUCUUCUUCUGCUCACUUGGUACAAAUCGAAGAGCUCGUCAACAUUGGCCAGAGCUUGGAGCACCGAUACGAGGACUCUCCGCACCGAACCCUCAAAAUGACUCUGCACGAUGGCGUGCAACGUGUUGCGGCCCUUGAAGUCACGAGAAUAUCCCAGCUGAAUCUGACAUCACCUCUGGGUAUGAAAGCGCUUGUCAAAAAUGCCCUAGUGUGCCACGGAGUCUUAUGUCUCCAUCCGCACAACCUCGAAAUUCUGGGCGGCUGUGUCGAACCGCUCAACGAAUACGCCAAGUUAUCGCGAGUACAACAAAAAAAAAGCCUCAUUCCAAAGGAGUGGGAGGACGAGCUCGGUGCCGUAGAGCUCAGCGAAGCCCAAGACCACCAAGUCCCCCAAAAAGAUGCCUCAGUGGACGACCACGACCUCCAAAACGUGCCUUCUGUCGCAGAAUGUCCUUUGACACCUGUCUCCGUCAAGCUAGAUCGCGGCCCGUCCCAUUUCCCAAAAAGUGAACACUUCUAUGUUGUACCAGACGUGACCCCAGAAGGCGGCCAGUCGCCACCCCUUCCCAUCGCCACCUCCAACUCCCCAUCGAGGCAACCAGAGCACCUGUCGCCCACCACCCUGAACGCAGCAUACGCGAGCUACAUCGCGCCCACGGGAGAGGCGGACGUCCUCUCUGACAGCUGCGUAGAGCCCUGCGAAGUGCUCGAAGAAUCGCUAGAAAGAGAAAUAGAGGACUUGAUCUUUCGAGUCGAGUCAAGCAAAAAAACCCGCAAAGAGAAUUUCUUAGUCGAACUGGCAAACUUCGACCUGGAAGAUGCGGACAUGAUCUACAGCGGACACAUUCACUCAAAAGACAUGGAGGCGGUGGAGGACAGCCAAUUCACCGAGUUCGAGUAGGACAACAACUCUCGAAAUUUUGUAUGCGCGCGACAAUCUAUCGCACUCCGCAAGUCCAUAUCCCGUCGCGCGUUCUGCGAGAUCUGCUCAUAUUCUCUCUGGCGACAAUUUGAUUCCCAGCAACGCAUCGCGUA